Molecule: messenger RNA, 2255 nt
Organism: Mytilinidion resinicola
Lineage: Eukaryota; Fungi; Ascomycota; Dothideomycetes; Mytilinidiales; Mytilinidiaceae
Exons: 1
Coding region: 17-2128 (703 amino acids)
Biological process (GO): rRNA processing
Cellular component (GO): nucleus
Molecular function (GO): RNA binding
Source: RefSeq, a predicted model, not a curated record
UCUACAGUCUCACAAAAUGGCACCACCAAAGUCGCAAAAGGCCUCAAAGGGCCAGGAUGCGGCCACUACGGACCCAAGAUUUGCAAAUUUCCAAACUGACCCGCGGUAUCGGCUUCCAUCAAGAAGACACACACAUACGAAACUCGACAAGCGCUUUGCGCACAUGCUCAAGGAUGCCGACUUCUCCCAAAAAGCUAGCGUCGACCGGUAUGGACGGAAAGUCGCCAAUGACUCAGGCCGAAAAGGGCUGGAGAAAUUCUAUCAAUUAGAAGAAAGUGAAGAUGAAGACGAAGAUGAGGAUGAAGACGAAGAUGAGGACGAAGACGAGAGUGAUAACGACCAAGCUGUCCAGAAAGAAUUGGAGAGAGUGGGUGCCAAGUACGAUCCAGCACGAGAAGGUGGCUUUUCAUCAUCUUCAGACGACGACAGCGAAAGUGAGGCCGAGGUCGAGGACGAAGACGUGGAAGAAGCCGAAUUGGCGCAAAGUGUAGAAGUCCCAAUGGGGGAGGCCUCAUCACGGUUAGCAGUCGUGAACCUCGACUGGGACAAUAUCCGCGCAGUGGACCUAUGGGCUGUUUCAUCAAGUUUUGUGCCAGCAGAAGGUCGCAUCCUCGACGUAACGGUCUAUCCUAGUGAAUUCGGACGCGAGAGGCUGGAGCGGGAACGGGUAGAAGGACCACCAAAAGAGAUAUUUGCUGCCGCAAAGCGUGCUGAACUGGAUUCCGACGAAUCACCAGAAGCUUCCGACGUCGAUUCUGAUGCCGAGGACGAAAAGAUCAAGAAAAGCCUGCUCGAAGAGGACAACGGUGACGACUUCAAUUCUUCGGCUCUACGUGCCUAUCAGCUUGAUCGAUUACGCUACUACUACGCCGUCAUAACUUGUUCUUCCACAAAUGUUGCCAAAUCGCUAUACGAUAACAUGGACGGACGGGAAUACCUCUCCUCCGCCAAUUUCUUCGAUCUCCGCUUUGUACCCGAUGAUGUAACUUUCGACGAUAAGCCCCGCGAUGAGUGUACUUCAUUACCCGAUUCCUACCGGCCGAACGAAUUUGUGACCGACGCUCUGACCCACAGCAAGGUAAAACUGACGUGGGACGCGGAUGACAAUACUCGAAAAGAAGUGCAGAAGCGUGCCUUUUCGCGUAAAGAGAUCGACGAAAACGACUUAAUGGCGUAUAUCGGGAGCGACAGCUCCGAGGCCGAAGAUGAGGACCCUGCCGCAGGAAGUAAAUCAAAAGUCGACAAAGCGGCUGCUCUCCGUGCAAAACUUGGACUAGGCGAUGGAUCAUCAAAGCCAGCAAAGAAGCGGGAAGCAGGCGCCCCUAUGGGUGACAUGCAAAUCACCUUUUCUGCAGGCCUUUCCGGGUCUGCCUCAAAGGGUUCAGUGUUUGAGAACCAGCCGGACAAUAACGAGACAACAAUUGAGAAGUAUACACGAAAGGAAAAGGAGAAGAAGGCACGCAAAAAGGAGAGACGCGAGGCCGAACGGAGCGGCACUGAUUUGACCACCCAACCUCAGCCAUCGAAGGAGAAGAAGGUGGAAGUAGUGGACGGGGAAGACGCUUUUAAUGACCCCUUUUUCGACGACCCCGAGGCCCUAUCUCGCGAGCAUGCGAAAGCUGCUCGAAAGGCAGAAAAAGCCAAAAAGCGCGAAGAACGAGACAAGGAGGAGGCAGCUUCAGCGGCUCAACGUGCUGAGCUCGAGUUGCUCAUGGUGGACGAGAACGCAAUGGGCGCUGCUGGUAUUCGGCACUUCAACAUGAAUGAGAUCGAAAAGGCUGAGAAGCAAGCAAAGCGAAAGGGGAAGAAGAAGGGCAAGAAAGGUGAUGAAGAGAAGGCUACCUCUACGGACUCUUUCCAAAUGGACGUCAAGGACCCCCGAUUCUCGCGAGUCUUUGAGAAUCACGAAUACUCUAUCGAUCCUUCAAAUCCAAAAUUCAAGGCCACUGGGGGGAUGAAGGCACUACUGGAAGAGGGCAGACGGAAGAGGAAAGGUGGCAAAGACGAGCAGGGCGUUGAUCCAAGUCACAAAAGGGCGAAGAAGUCCAAGAUUAAUGAGGACAAGGCGGAUGUGGGAGACUUGAAAAAGCUGGCCGAAAAGGUAAAGGUGAAGUCAGCCAAGGCGUAAUUUCAAGAUGUAUUUUUACUGUCAAUGAUACCACGAGAUGCGAUAGGGUAACACUUCUGAGAACGCUUCCGUCUCUAAUAAAGGCCCCUUGGAUGACCCUAAAACAACUACCAAUCCGAUCCAUAAA